Molecule: messenger RNA, 6802 nt
Organism: Lineus longissimus
Lineage: Eukaryota; Metazoa; Nemertea; Pilidiophora; Heteronemertea; Lineidae
Product: rap1 GTPase-activating protein 1-like
Exons: 19
Coding region: 822-3161 (779 amino acids)
Biological process (GO): activation of GTPase activity; regulation of small GTPase mediated signal transduction
Cellular component (GO): cytoplasm
Molecular function (GO): GTPase activator activity; protein binding
Source: RefSeq, a predicted model, not a curated record
GAGUUGACACCUUGUCUAAGUUGUGUCCAUGAUCUUGGAUGGUAGUAUACAUGACUUAAUUUGUGUCGUUAUGAUAUAAGGGUACGAAAUAUAUCUGUGAUAUCUCAAACGAGUUCUCGUCAUUGUUAGCGCAAGACAAGAUUUGACCCUACCAGUGAGGAUGUAGGAUUCCUGGUAAAAGAUGCAUUAAGUAGUUUCUUUUUGAAUGGGAAUGUUCAUGGAUUUCUGGUCCCAUCCUAACUGAAAUUUGUAUCUUGAAUUGUUGGAACAAAAAAGUUUGAUUUGAAUUUAGAGGUUCUAUGAAAGGAGGAAGUCAUGUGAAUCGUCUGCUGAUGUUAUUUUAAUGGAUUUCAAGUGUUCAUGACAUCCUAACAUAUCAAUUGUGACACUUGUUGAUAUGCCUGAUUUAUUAAGGCCUGCUUGUGUUUGAUAUGUCAUCAAAAUCAGUUGAGUUCUCACAGGUUCAUCAAAAUAACAAUCGCUUCUGGAAGGCUUGGGCUCUCUGAAUCGUAGUUUGAUGCGAUUGUGGUAUACAGUGUUGCAUGAAUGUUGCGAGCGACAGGCAGGGCAACUUAUGGACACUACUGUAAUUAAACCAUUACUGUAACUUCAUAUGUAGAUUCAUGAGGUGAAAUCCUCCAGAAGAUGUAGGCGGCAAGAAAAGGGUUAAAUUCAUUUCCUUCUCGUCUCCAAGAGAUAUUUAUUAUGGGAUUACUCGAGCAAUAUAACUAUUGGAUAGAUUUUAUUCACCAUAAUUGGAUUAUUUUGUGAUGUGCCCAGAAAGCCGAUUUUUGGAGGUUUGAAACAGGUGCAGAGUACUCAUGAUGAAGCCGAGGAAACUCAGUACGGGCCGAAGAAAACAGAAAAUGGACAGCCAAUUAUUUUGUGAGGCGCACCUCCCACCACCAUCCCCUGAUGAGACAGACGGAGAAAAGCACGGUGAUCUCUUUGAGAUGCUGGAGAAGAUCCAGAGCUCACGUCUUGAUGACCAGAGGUGUGACAUGAAAGUGUUCUUCCAGGAUCCUCCAGUGCCGGCGAGUUCGGGGGCAGACUUCCUUGAUGCCCUGGCGAAAUUCCAAGGUCGUAGACUCGAGGACCAACGAUGUGAAAUGCCAAGUCCUAAGGCCAAGGCCACUGCCAAAAAACCUGAAUUAAACUUAGCUGAAGAGAUUUUGAAAAAAGAGGGACCUUAUCCCAUGGUAGCAGUGCCCCCUGGUGGUGGUUACUGGUUAGAUGGUGCUGAUCACGUAUGUGAGACGGACGAUGAGGGUAAUCCCGUCGCGGCCGCCGGUAAUGACAAUAGUGCUCAAAAAGCUAAACUUGAAAUAGACGAAACUGCCAAAUGUUACCGACGAUACUUCCUGGGAAAGGAGCAUUUUAACUUCUAUGGUAUGGAUGAAACUCUGGGUCCGUUGGUGAUGUCGGUGAAAUAUGAGACGAUAUCAUCACAAGACCAUAUUAGGAUAAUACUAAGAACUAAAGCGCGCACGAUUCACGAGAUCGUGAAAUCAAGUAGCCUUGGAGAUUUACCGACCCCGGGGCGAAUGGCUAAAUUGAUCUGUGAUGACGUCAUGACUGAGAAAUUUCACCCGGUGCUCUUUUCAAAGGGCUCUGACAUUGUCGUGAAAUACGACGAACACGUGUUGAUUAACACAUUCAAGUUUGGAAUCAUUUAUCAAAAGUUCCAGCAGACGCGAGAGGAGGACAUCUUUGCCAACGUCGGCCAUAGUGACUCAAUGGAAGAGUUCCUGGACCUUUUGGGAGAUAGGGUCUCACUCAAAGAUUUCAAAGGGUUCCGUGGUGGACUGGACACACAGCAUGGACAAACAGGUGCCGAGUCAGUCUAUACAGUUUUCAAAGAGCGGGAAAUCAUGUUCCACGUCUCAACGCUAUUACCGUUCACUGAUGGGGACCCACAACAGCUACAGCGGAAGAGACAUAUCGGUAACGACAUAAUCGCCAUAGUUUUCCAAGAAGAGAACACCCCCUUUGUGCCAGACGUGAUUGCCUCGCAUUUCCUCCACACCUACAUCAUCGUGCAACCUGUCACAUUCCCAUCGGGUUGCACCAUGUACAAGGUGGCAGUGGCCGCCAGAGACGACGUGCCAUUCUUCGGGCCGACGUUGCCCAAUCCUGCUUUAUUCAAAAAGGGUGCUGAUUUCAGAGAGUUCCUGCUCACCAAAGCCAUAAAUGCUGAGAACGCAUGUUACAAGUCGGAACGAUUCUCAAAACUCGGGGGACGAACGCGGGCUGCGCUGUUAGAAACCUUACACGAAGAUCUGCAGAGGAAAAACCUACAGAUGUUUGGGAUAUCGCCAUCAUCGUUGGAUUUAAAACCUGAAAGUAGCGGCUUCAUGGACUUAUUGAAACGGUCGUUAGGAAGUCGGAGCCGGGGACAGACAUUUGAUCAAGGGGGCGCCACACCCAAGAGGACUAAUGGCAUGAUUUCUCCAAUCAACCCUCUUCCGACGCUAGGAGAGGACGAACGUACACCAACACCGGUUAAAAAGCAUCACCGAGGGAAACACAUGUUGAAACAACAUACGACUAGUUCAGAGAAAAAAGAGGCAGCUGAACGAAAGAUGCUUGCAGAUAGCCAGAGCUCAGGGAGUAUCACUCACUCGUCAUCGUAUAAGACGGUGAAUAGUCCACCACCUAGUCCCGAGUCUAGUCCAGAUAGCACCAAUGGCAAGAAAAGAAUAUGCCAACAAGGCUCAGCCAAUCAGAGCUCACCUUCCAACUCGCGGAGUAGCAGUUUUAACAGCCUGGACGACUGUGGCGUCGAAGUUUAUGUCAAUCAGAAUACUCAAGAACACAAUGAAGAUUCAGACACGGGCAUGGAAAGCAUGUCUUCGGCUGAGACGCCCAGCACGAAUAAGUUGAUCUCACUCUCCAAUAGCUUUAGUGAAGAUGUCGGGUGUAUACUCAUGACAGACCAAGAAGAAGCAACAUCACGGCAGCUGGACACAUAUAAGUUGGAAAUCAACAAACUCAAAAGUGAAAAACUCGAAUUAUUAAAACAGAAUUUGGCAAGUCAAAAAGACAUCAAGCGACUUAAAGAUCGAGAGGUAAAACUUGUGGGAGAAUUACAAAAUUCCUCGCGAGAAAUUCAGCGAUUGCGGAUUGCUAUGAUUGAAAUUACACCGGAGUACUCAGUAUAGCUGACACGUGAACAUUGACUUGUACAGGGAGUGUCACGUGAACAGUGACAUCACGUGUGUGCCAAAGUUUGAUGUGAUCAGUUAUGACAAUAUCAGCCACUCAGUAUAGCUGAGAUGUGGACAGUGGACAGUUGGUAUGAAGAGUGCUAUCGUUCAACUAGGGAAUUUGAAAGCUGCGACUGUUACGUGGACAGUGACAUCACGUGUGUGCCAAAGUUUGACAUGAUGAUCCGCAAUGACAUCAGCCACUACCCAGUAUAGCUGAGAUGUGGACAGUUGGUGUGAACAGUGGUUUUGUACAGGGAUUUGAAAGCAGUGAGUGUUACCUGAGCAGUGACACAGAACAGGAUCGGCUGAUGUGUAACAAUAAGGGCAUGAGCUGUUAUAAUGAGAAGAGUGACUACUGGCUAAAGUUUGGGCUUGAGCUGUUAAAGUGAACAGGCAAAUCUGCUGUGUCACGUGGACAAGAGCUGUUAGUGAAGAGUGACUAAGUCAUGAGGGUUGGAGCUGUAAACAGUGACUACGUUGUUGGGUUGGGUAUGCAUGAACAGUGACUAUGUCAGUAUGAGUAUAGAGACUAGGUAAAAGCAGAAGCUGUUAUGUUAACAGGAAAUAGUCACAUGGCCCGUGGAGCUGUUAUAUACACAUGUAAACAGGUUAGAACUGCUGAUGUGAACAGUGACUAUAUGUCACAAGCAUUGAGCUGUUACGUGAACAUGACUACAUAACAGGGGCUGAAGCUGUAUAUGAAUGUAGAUGAAUAGUGACACAAUUAAGAUGAGGUUGUGAACAAGAAAGAGUGGUGCCAUCUAGAAGAAUUAAACGGCAUGCAUUAUUCCUUUGAAUUCAACCAAAGUGACCCAAACUUGUGAUAAUUAUCUAUGUGAACUGUAAAUAUGUGACCAUAUGUGAGCUGUAUACCCAAAGGCCUGUCAGCAUGUUUACAUGGGCAGUGAAUGUAAUUUGAAAAUGUGAUAUCGGUCUUUGUUAUAAGCUGAACAGCUAGUGGACGACUAGUCAAGCUUUAACCGUGAACGUGAUUAUGAACAUAUGAACAGUCGUGAAGACCAUUAAUCAUUAAAUGAAGUUAUGUUACAAAAUGAUACAAUGUCCUUUCACAGUAAACAUUUCCUAAAAAGAGUAGAAGCUGGAACCCUAUUUUACAUCAGGCUUACGUUCUGUAGACGUUCAUUUUUUGAAUACACGCAAUACUUCUUUAGUGGUGUUGAAGGAAAAAUAUCAUAGGCUGGUUGUCAGGAGAACAUUGUAUUAACACUCAGUUGGUAUCAUUCUGUUCUGUGCCAUUCAUUAACACUUGGAUGUUCCAUCAAAACGUUUUUUUGGGGGGGCAAGGCUCUUGUUUUCAUGUCAAGAGUCGGCUAUCAAGGAGAUUAUUGACCCCUCGACCUGUGGAGCCUUUUGUCCUCCUAGGAAUUUCAACUCAAAUAGUACCAGUAGUUAAUUUCGUCACUGAAUCAUUUUGUAAUAAGGCUUGUCGUUAUAAACAUGUGAACAGUGCUGUGAUGUGAACCACAUAUACCCCGUCAGCCUCCUAGUACCGGUGCUGCUUCGUUAACCCUUCAAGAGCUAAAUUUGGAUGAACAGAUAAACACAAAUCUUUUUCUUUACUUUAAUUAAUUCGCAUGUGUCAAUUGGAAAUUUGGCCCCUAUUAGGCAAAAAACAACUUCAAUCUCCCUCUACAAUCCAAAUUACAAUCGACAACCCUUAAUUCGCAUCAUUGGCACGUACUUUGCACGUAAUUGACGUGAAAGCAGGUUAGGAAGGAUAUGUCCAUUCUGACUUGGACUGUAUAUGCACUAUAGACUGAAGUAGUAACCUAGUAACUCCACCUGGUGCAUUAGUCAAGUUUCGUAAAAAUUUUGGAAUUUGGUUUUUGCUAAACUCAAGAUUUUUGGUCGAGGGAAAAAUAUUUUGAGAUGAAUUUUGAACUCUUGAAGGGUUGAUCUGCAAUAUGUUGAUAUAAACUUUGCCUGUGCUUUGAUCAUGUACAUGUUUGUCUUCACUAAAGUUGUGUUCAUUUACAUGUAUGGAGGAGCAUUAACUCUUUAUCCUGCCAUAAAGAUUAAUCCAAGCAUUGCACAAUUUCACUCGCAGAUGAUCGAUCGUUUUAUUUCUCGUCACAGCAUUAAAACUUGUGCAGUGGUAUAGUUUAUAAGUUGGACAUCAAUCGGGACCAGUUCGUUCUGGUUUCGAAUCGAUUACAAGUAAAUUAUGUAAAAGGUCGAAGUGAAUAAUUCUAGAUUCUACUGACCCUAACUUCAACUAAAACACUCGUUGAUGCUAAACAGUGACCCUUGAAGAAGUGCUUUGGAUGAAGGAUUAUUGCUCGGUGCUACAUGCAUGUAUAUAUAUAUUUUAUAUAUAAAAAGAAAGUUUUGACCAUUAUGUAAAGAUCUAGUCAUUAAUGAUUAUUAAUGAGAUGUGCUUCUAUUGUAUGGUAUUUAAUAUCAAUAUUUACUUUCAUACCGAGGAAGCAGACGUCACAGAGAGGAAAAUAAAGAAAAAUUCCUUUACAUGAUUGGAGCAACAGAAAGUAAGGGUUUUUGGUUCCCAAAAUCAGGUCGCUAAAAGAAAUGUAUAUCAGAUAGUCAUUAUUCUCUAUGUGCAAGACAUUCAACUCAAUAACCAGAGUAAAUGCAUUUAAAAUGUGCCAUUUGUACAUAGCAAAUGUUUGUAAAAGCUUUUGGGUUUGCUAAUGUUAUGGAUACACAUUCAUGUCAAGUUUAUAUUUUGUGGCAAGCCAGCUUUUCCAGUCUACCUAGUUUUUGGUGGGAGAGGUCGUAGAAAAUGUUGAUAUCAUGAUGACAGUCCGAGUGAACUCGCCAUCACAAGAUCACUUUAAAUGAAGGUGAGUCAGAGUUCACCAUCAUUUAAAGUGAUCUUACCCCGGGCUUCUAUUUGUGAGGUUGUCCUCACAGUACCAGUUUAGGCCAACGGAAUCCUGCAUGGGUCUGGGUAGUAAUAAUGUGUUGUCCUGAGGAAAACAUGUUUGUCUGUAAGAUAUGUCAUUGUACAGUUCAAUCCAACGUUCUCUCUGUGCAAAUAUAUAUUUUUUUCAAAACUGCGUGUUAUGUGGUUAUAGGCCUGGAUGAAGCCUGUCUUGUGUAUCUUUAUAUAUGUCUCUAUAGUUUUGAAAGUACAACAAAUCAUUAGUGGCUGCUUUUCAAGUUGAUGGCGCAGUUAUUAGCACGUGAAAAUAGAGAUAAAAAUGAAAUGAUUGUAUAGUCUUUUUGGUCAGUCAAUUUAGGCUGAAAUUAGACAAUUUCCCCAAUAAAACUUGUCAAAAUUGCCUAUAUCUCAAUUUAGGAUUGUAUCAUACACAUUGUAUUUGAAAUUGGGCCCUGAGUAUUUUUUCUUGAGAGAUAAAUCCACUGGUGCUAUAUUUAUUUUAAGUGAUCAGGAUAAUUUCAUUGUUAUUGGGUGACUGUCAUUCGUGCAUAUUAAUUGGUAUGUGCACUCUGCGUUGUAAUUAAGGUUGGGUCAAUAUGUAGUCAAAGGUUCGGAUGGCGAUCGUCCUUUGAGGACUUUGAAUCAGUGCUGCGGCAGAUAUUUCCAGUAUGUUCAGUUAAACAGAGGAUCUGCAGGAAAGACUAGUCCAAAAUAAACUUUCUAUUCCACU